CACAUUCACUCCCACUUCUCUUCAUAUUUAUCUCAACCCCUGCCCUCCUUUCUUCACCAUCCUCACUCUUCAUCCUGUAAACAACAACUACUCACUACAACUUCACCAUCAAAAUGUCAACCAAAUACGAACUUCCCUUCCAGCUCUCCGACCCCUCCCUCCUCCACUUCGACUCCUUCGUCAACAACACCUGGAUCCAAUCCGUAACCGGCCAACAAUUCGAAGUCAUCGACCCCGGCACUCGCACCCCCUGGGCCACCCUCCCCACCUUUACACCCCUCGACCUCCCUCCCGCCAUCGACGCCGCGCACACCGCGUUCCAAACCUACAAAACCCUCCCCCCUCGCCAACGCGCCCAAUACCUCACCAACUGGGACACCUUAAUUCGCACGCACAAAUCCGACCUCGCAGUAAUCCUCACCCACGAAACCGGAAAACCGCUCUCCGAAUCCCUCGCCGAAGUCGACUACGCGACUUCCUUCACGCGCUGGUUCGCCGGCGAAGCAGAACGCAUCUCCGGAACCCUUUCCUCGGCCUCCAUCCCAGGCCGUCGCAUCAUGACAUUGAAGCAGCCGAUUGGGGUGUCCGCUGCCCUCGUACCGUGGAAUUUCCCCAUCGCGAUGGUUCUCCGGAAAGCGGGGGCGGCGUUGGCGGCGGGGUGUACUAUGAUUGUCAAACCAUCGCCUGAGACGCCCGUCUCUGUGUUAGUAUUGGCAGAGUUGGCAAUGAGAGCGGGGUUCCCGGCGGGGGUGUUCAAUGUGUUGACUACAGAUUUGGAAAAUACCCCUGCGUUGAGUGAGGGGUUGUGUAGGCAUGAGCUUCUGAAAAAGGUGACGUUUACGGGGUCGACGCGGGUCGGGAAACUCAUUGCGGGGUGGUGUGUCCCCGGACUGAAGAAAGUGACGUUGGAACUGGGGGGAAACUGUCCGUUUGUUGUGUUUGAUGAUGCGGAUUUGGAACAAGCCGUUGGGGCAUUGAUGGGCUUGAAAUGGAGACAUGCAGGGCAGGCGUGUAUUACUGCCAACAGGGUGUAUGUGCAGCGGGGGGUUUAUGACGCGUUCGCGAGGAUGUUGAAGGAGCGGACGGAGACGUUGGUUGUCGGACAUGGGAUGAAGGAGGGGGUGAGUAUGGGUCCGAUGACUACAGAACGGGGGGUUGAGAAGGCGGAGAAGCAGGUUGAGGAUGCGAGGAGGCUUGGGGCGGAUGUGAUCUUGGGUGGGGGACGGGUGGUCGGCGAGGAAGGGUUUUUCUUCCAGCCUACGAUUUUGACGAACAUGACGAGCGAGAUGGUGGUUAGUCGGGAGGAAUCGUUUGCGCCGGUGGCGGCGUUGUAUGUGUUUGAUACGGAGGAGGAGGCGGUGAGGUGGGCGAAUGAUACGAGUAUGGGAUUGGCGAGUUAUGUGUUUACGAAGGAUGCGGAUCGGUUGUGGAGGUUGUUUGAGAAUUUGGAGGCCGGGAUGGUGGGACUCAAUACGGGGAGUAUGUCGGCGGCCGAGGCGCCGUUUGGGGGCGUCAAGGAGAGUGGGUAUGGGAAGGAGAGUGGGAGGGAGGUCGCCGUGGAGGAGUAUUUGGUUACCAAGACGGGGACGUUGACGGUGCAGGAGCAUUAUUAGUGAGCUGCAGCUGGAUCCUCAAUUUGAUACGGGAUUAAUCGUCAUUCGUAUGUACAUCAGCUUAGGCUGCCUAAUCCACCCGCUCCAGCUUCUGCACCACCAUCGCGCUGGCUGCUCCUCCACCAUUGCAGAUGGC
Aspergillus sclerotioniger CBS 115572 is the source of this 1749-nucleotide messenger RNA. RefSeq names its product NAD-dependent succinate-semialdehyde dehydrogenase. Gene Ontology annotation, molecular function: succinate-semialdehyde dehydrogenase (NAD+) activity. Lineage: Eukaryota; Fungi; Ascomycota; Eurotiomycetes; Eurotiales; Aspergillaceae. The coding region runs from base 114 to 1613 and encodes 499 amino acids. The transcript is spliced from 3 exons. The record is from RefSeq and is a predicted model, not a curated record.